This is a messenger RNA of Impatiens glandulifera, 2857 nucleotides long. RefSeq names its product leucine-rich repeat receptor protein kinase HPCA1-like. Gene Ontology annotation, molecular function: protein binding; ATP binding; protein kinase activity. Gene Ontology annotation, biological process: protein phosphorylation. The transcript is spliced from 19 exons. The coding region runs from base 1 to 2844 and encodes 947 amino acids. Lineage: Eukaryota; Viridiplantae; Streptophyta; Magnoliopsida; Ericales; Balsaminaceae. The record is from RefSeq and is a predicted model, not a curated record.
AUGGGUAGUACUAGAGAAUUGAUCUUCCUGGUCUUAAUCUGCAUGCAAUCUCAGCUGAUAUAUGUUCAGUCUCAAACAAAUCAUCUGGAUGCAAGUGCCUUAAAGGCUCUACAGAAUGUAUGGAAGAACACACCACCUAGUUGGGUUGGAUCGGAUCCAUGUGGAAAUCCUUCUUGGGAAGGAAUUGGCUGCACAAAUUCACGCAUUGUAUCUAUAACAUUAGCAAGUAUGGGCAUAAGUGGUAGACUUACUGGAGAUAUAGCAUCGCUGGCUGAAUUAGAUACACUGGAUCUUUCAAAUAACAAGGGCAUGAUGGGGACUAUUCCUCCAUCAAUUGAAAACUUGAAGAAGCUGUCAAUCUUAAUUCUGAAGGGCUGUAGUUUUUCGGGUCCAAUUCCAGAUACCUUAGGAUCCUUAGAGCGGCUCAGCUUUCUGUCUCUGACUUCAAACAGUCUAAGUGGGUCGAUUCCUCCAUCGCUUGGUAACUUGAAUAGGCUUCAAUGGCUGGAUUUUGCUGAAAAUAAGCUCACGGGAACUAUCCCAGUCUCUACUGCAACUUCUCCUGGUCUUGAUCUAUUGAUCAACACAAAACACUUUCAUUUUGGAGGGAAUCAACUCAACGGCACAAUCCCACUUACACUUUUCAAUUCAAACAUGACUUUGAUACACCUGCUCUUUGAAAACAACCAACUCACAGGAAGCAUUCCUUCUACAAUAGGACUUCUGAGCAACUUGGAAGUGCUUCGUCUCGAUAGGAACAGAUUAAGUGGAACAGUGCCACCAAAUAUCAGAAAUCUCCCUAUUGUCCAUGAAUUCUACUUGUCCAACAAUCAACUGACUGGACCCAUUCCUAAUCUUGAAGGCCUGACUGCUCUUCAUUCCUUAGAUUUGAGUAAUAACUCUUUCAAUACAGAAAGUUUCCCUUCUUGGUAUUCAAGUUUCUCAUCUUUGAUGACUUUGGCAAUGGAAAACACACAACUUACAGGUCAAGUUCCUGCAGCAGUUUUCAGCCUUCCUCAGCUACAAUCUGUUGUACUGAGAAACAACGAGCUAAACGGGACUUUGGAUUUGAGUUCAAACUCGAACAGCCAAUUGGAGCUUGUGGAUUUGCAAAAUAAUAGCAUUGCUGGAUUUACAGAGAGACCUGGGAUAGGUUUUCAGAUAAUACUUGCUGAAAAUCCUGUAUGUGAAGGAGUUGAAAGAACCUAUUGCAUCCCUUUACAGUCUAAUCCUCCUUUUUCGUCGCCGCCAAAUAACUGUAUCCCUCCAACAUGUUCGGAUGAUCAAGUUUCAAGUCCCAACUGUCGAUGCGCAUAUCCAUUCACAGGAAACUUUACGCUCAGAGCUCCUUCCAUUGUGGGUCUUGGAAAUUCGUCUCUCUAUUCAGAACUCCAGAGCUCAAUGAUGAGUAGUUUCACUUCCUUUGGCCUUCCAGUGGAUUCAGUUUCUAUAAGUAAUCCAAUCAGAAAUACAGAUAACUACCUGAUACUUAAACUGGGAUUUUUCCCAUUUGGAACAGACCGUUUCAAUCGAACAGGAAUUUAUUCAACGGCAUUUACUCUGAACAACCAAAUGUUUAAGCCACCAGUCAUUUUUGGACCUUACCUCUUCGGCGGUGAACAAUACAUUCACUUUCAGGGUGAAGGUUCUGGAUCUAGAAAGUCAAAUACAGGUAUUAUAGUUGGAGCAGCCAUUGGCGGGUUUGUUCUUGUCAUGUUGUCUAUCCUUGCAGGAGUCUAUGCAUUUCGUCAAAAGAAAAAAGCUGAAAAGUCUGACGAGCAAAACAAUCAUUUUGCUUCCGGGAACCCAGGCAAAAGUAGCAGUAGAAUUCCUCAGUUGAAAGGAACCAAGGCCUUCACAUUCGAAGAGGUGAAGAAGUAUUCAAAUAAUUUCUCUGAGGCCAAUGAUAUUGGAUCUGGUGGUUAUGGGAAGGUGUAUAGGGGAACUCUUCCAAGUGGUGAAAUGAUUGCAAUUAAAAGAGCGAUGAAAGGAUCCAUACAGGGAGCAAUUGAGUUCAAAAGCGAGAUUGAGCUUUUAUCAAGGGUCCACCACAAGAAUGUGGUUAGCCUAGUUGGAUACUGUUUAGAUCAAAGCGAGGAAAUGCUUGUCUAUGAGUACAUCCCAAAUGGAUCUCUAAGAGAUAGCCUUUCAGGACAAUCAGGAUUCAGGUUGGAUUGGGCGAGAAGGCUUCAGGUAGCUCUCGGAGCAGCUAGGGGCUUGCAAUAUUUACAUGAGCUUGUUAAUCCAGCAAUCAUACAUAGGGACAUUAAGUCCGACAAUAUUUUACUAGACAGCCGCUUAAAUGCUAAAGUUGCAGAUUUCGGUCUCUCCAAGGCUUUUGGAGACCCUGACCAAACACAUAUCAUUACUCAAGUCAAGGGCACUAUAGGAUACGUGGACCCAGAAUACUACACGACAAAUCAGUUGACAGAGAAGAGCGAUGUUUAUAGCUUUGGAGUGAUGUUGCUGGAACUGGUAACUGCAAAACAACCCAUAGAAAAAGGUAAAUACAUAGUACGAGAAGUGCGACAGAGAAUGGAGAACAACAUUCAAGAAGUUAUCGACCCCUUGCUCUUGGGAAAAACACUGAAUGGUUUGGAGAAGUUUGUUGAUGUUGCUCUGAGAUGUGUUAAAGAGACCGGAGCCGAGAGGCCAACGAUGGGGCAAGUGGUGAAAGAAAUCGAAAACAUAAUGCAAUUGGCUGGCUUGAAUCCCGAAGUUGAAUCCACAGUCACAUCUGCAAACUACGAAUGGACUAGUCAAGCAGUUAACCAUCCUUACAGUGAUGAAAGUCUACUACUGUAUAAUGGGUCUUUCCUCAGUUCAACGUUGGAACCACAUUAAAGAAGAAAUAAGU